AUGCAAGUAUCAACAGUCUACCGCGCUGCUCUCCUCCAACUCUCCGUCAAUCCCCUAUUCGCACGUGCAUCAAUCCACACAUCUCUGACCGUCGCAUCCCAAACACAAAAUACCCGUCUCUACAGCAUCCUCUUCCCGCAGUGCCCACCAACCUACAAAACAACAUACACAAACCCAGCCUCUCAAAUCCGCACAAUGAGCGACUUUACAUCCUCCGACUCAACCGCUACGGCCAAUACCGCGACUCAGGGAUCAUCCACAGACUCCGCAGACCAGUCCCAAACGGAACCGACCAAGGUCUCAGAACAAAAGUACCUCCCAGCAAGCGCAUCCUCAGACAACAUGCAAGGAUCAAACUCCGACGGAAUAAAACUCGACAUGAGCACCGGCGGAACAGAGAUGAAACUAGACCAUUUGGGACCGAUGGUUGUCAAUACCGAUGGGACAUUAUCGCAGAUCGGAAAUUGGCAGCAGAUGAGCGAAAUCGAGAAGAAGAAUACGUUGCGGGUUAUUUCGAAGCGGAAUAAGUCCCGGCUCGCAGCUUUGAAGGCCAAGGGAGAGGGAAACGUCCCAGAAAGUGCAUCCUCAGGAUCUAGCGAAGGCGGAAACAAACUAGGUAUGAACACCGGUGGAAUAGAUAUGAAAUUGGAUCAGUUAGGACCGAUGGUUGCUAACACCCAUGGGCCAUCAUCGCAGAUUGAGAAUAGGCAGCAUAUGAGCGUGAUCGAGAAGAAGAAUGCGUUGCCAUUUAUAGAGAAGCGGAAUAAGUCCCGGUCGGAGGCUUUGAAGGCUAAGGUUGAGGAUAUUAAGAAAUGA
Messenger RNA from Penicillium arizonense, 816 nucleotides. RefSeq lists its product as uncharacterized. The transcript has a single exon. Bases 1 to 816 code for a protein of 271 amino acids. The record is from RefSeq and is a predicted model, not a curated record. NCBI's taxonomy places the organism in Eukaryota, Fungi, Ascomycota, Eurotiomycetes, Eurotiales, Aspergillaceae.